Protopolystoma xenopodis is the source of this 771-nucleotide messenger RNA. The record is from the annotation of a GenBank genome assembly. Lineage: Eukaryota; Metazoa; Platyhelminthes; Monogenea; Polystomatidea; Polystomatidae.
UUGACAAAUUUGGGCACUCAUCGCAAUCAACAUUCGAGUUCUAACGCUGUCACUCAUACUACUGCUCCAGCUCCCACAGGUGCUUCUUCUGCCUCUCGUGCAAGCGCUGCUCGUCCUAGCACAGGCGCUCGUUCUAAGCUAUCUUCUGUAGAAGCAAGGACUUGUGCUGAUGUUUCUUCAGUUUCGGAUUCUGCUCAGGCUAAGAAAUCGGCGUCCUCUAUCAGUCAUCGAACGGCAUCUGGGCUAGCUAGCAAACCUUCGGCUGUGUCAUCUGCCUCUACCCAAGGAUCUACUGCGUUCAAACAAUCCUUUAAAACGGGAAAUUCUGUAGGGACUUCCAAGAUGACUCCAGCCUCUAGCUCAUCAGUGUCAGUUAAAGUCUCCGCUACUUCUGUUGAGGAUACUCAAGCUGUUUCUUUGGCCACAAUUAAUGCUAUCCCUACGGAGUCGAAUCUUAUCGUAACCUCGGCUCCACAUACUCCCACCACCUCACCUGCAUCGCCACCUGAAGAACCGCUUGCCUUAGAUGAUGCUAAUCUCAUUACUUUCGUGCAACCAGACUGCAGUUUUUCUACAGAGCCCAACUUCGAAAUUCAUGAGCCCGGUAUCGGCACUGCUGUUGAUGAUUUACUUGGAGGUAUGUCAUGCUUGUCGACAGAUCCUGCUACAUCGGAUUUUCCAUUGCCGAGCAUAGGAAAUCUAUUGAACGGCUCUUCAGCUCUAGUCGGAAAUGAGGUAUUCAAAGCAUAUGCAUAUUAUUCGGAAAUAUGA